GACAGUUUGGCAACAAAGGUGGUCGUGUAUGCACUUCGCCCUAAAUCUCUGGAGGUGCAGUGGAACAAUCCGGAACAUGUUAUGUCAUCCUUGGCAAUUGCAUACAUGGACAGAAGGCCAAUCGCGACCUGUAAGGGAAGUGGGACGCCAUCUUCACCAGAUUUCUGUACCCUCAGUGACCUGAGGGAUCAUACAAAAUAUGCUGUGAAGGUUCAAGUGUGUGUGAAAAAGUGGUGGUGGAUCAAACAGGCAUGCAAGUACUCUCGAACCAACUACAUAAAAACUCUUCCCUCAGUACCAACUCGUGUGGCCAGUGCCAACUCAUGUGGCCAGUGCCAACUCAUAGUGGCCAACAUCAACGACAUAACCAUCGCAACCGACGAUGCAGUCAUGCAGCCGCGGAUGGCGACACACUUAGGCGUUGAUGCCCGACGCCGCAGCCACCCGGGCCUACAAAAUACCUUGCCGUUACUUCCAGAGGUGGCAAAGGACGUAAGAGUGCUGGCUGUGAGAACGAAAGAACUACAGGUCUCCUGGACCAUCCCCGACCUGGCGCUCGGUAAACUAGCAUCUGCAAAGGCUAUGGCAAUCCUGGAGGGAACACACAUUUCUGUCUGUGCCAUGAAUGCUCCGCCCCACACAUGCGUCCUCUCAGGUCUUGCUCAUGCCACUGACUAUAGAAUCGUCGUCGAAGUUUGCGUCAUUCCCCGAGAUGCGAUGCCGUUCCCUGACUAUGAGGCCGCUUGGUGUUCUACCACGUCCGUCCCUGACUCGGCAAAGGACGUGGCUGUGCUGGCCAUUCAACAGCAAGAACUUAUCGUCCAAUGGACCAUUCCAGACCUGUCGGUUGGUAAGCUGGCAACCUCAAGAGCCAUUGCGCAGCUGGAUGGAGAAGCUGCGACUGUGACUGAAAAGAAGGUGGCCCAAUGCAGGCCCGAAGGGAGUCCCAAGGGACAAGCCACGUGCACUCUAUCUGGACUUUCUCCUUCAUCUAUGUACGCAGUCUUCGUCGAAUUGUGCGUCAUUCCAACGGAUAUGGCAUAUCCUAUUGCCUCACCUUCUGACUGGUGCUCCGUAUCUGGUCCGGUGUCAAGGCAAACUCUCCCACAAUCUCCUGAGAAAGCAACAUCCAUCAUCGUGCAAGCAGUUCAGGGCAAUGCUCUUACAGUCUCGUGGAUAAACCCCGACUCCGUGCACGGUACAGUGGUUUCCGCAAAAGCGACCGCUAGGCUGUAUCCGCAAACUGCCGUGGCAACAAAUUGUUCGGUAAUUGAAGUAGUGCCUGGACCCGCAACCUGUGUGCUCUCUGGACUGGAGGACUUCACGCACUACGAAGUGUCGGUACGUGUCUGCAUCACGCCUAAGGAUGUCGUGCAUCGGAAAGGUCUCCGAAGCGACUGGUGUUCAGAGUCUGCCCCGGUUAUAAGGCAGACACUUCCGGGAGCAGCUCGAGCUGCCGUGUAUGCUCGACACCGAAAUUCUCUGGAGGUCUCCUGGGUCAAUCCAGAUGCGACACAUGGUCCUCUUGCCACUUCCACAGCAAUCGGCUACUGGCGGAGCAAACGGGUGGCCUCUUGUCAGGCUGGCAUCCUCCCCGGGGAACAAGUCAGCUGUACACUGACGAAACUGAGGGAUUUUGAAGAGUAUGAUGUGUCGGUGGAAGUCUGCGUUGCACCAGGGCAAGCGGAGUAUUAUUACGGUGGCGAUGGUGGUGGCGGCUGUUCAGAAACGCCAAGAAUGUCAGCAAUCACACUUCCUGGAGGUAAGAGCUACAACAACAAACCCUGGGAAUCCUGGGAGGUAGUGGUUCGGAACUUUCAAGGAGACCCUUCUGGCCAACUAGAAGACUUCUAUUUCACCGUAGGCCAACCGUUGGACACACAGACCUGUGACCACUGCUACAACGGUCCGCUCACACCGGAUAUGGGCUACAGGUAG
Dibothriocephalus latus is the source of this 1938-nucleotide messenger RNA. NCBI's taxonomy places the organism in Eukaryota, Metazoa, Platyhelminthes, Cestoda, Diphyllobothriidea, Diphyllobothriidae. The record is from the annotation of a GenBank genome assembly.